AGGCUCCGGCCUCGGGACCUGCGGCUCUGCGGCCGGCUGCGUGGUCUCGGGUGAACAGCCUGCCCUCUCUGGGCCUCGGCUCCCUCUGCUGUUGACUGGGGACAAGAACGGCCCCCUCGCCGCGGGCUCUUACGAGGAGCAAAUGCGACGCUGCUGUGGGGCGCGGUGUGCGAGGGGCCGCGGGAGACACGGGAGGCUCUGUGAUCGCUACCACCACCCCUCAUUCGUGCGGAGCCUCCGAGGCCCCGAAAAGGCUGACCCCCUGGGCUCUACCCCGUCGGGCCCCAUGUGGGGGCCUCAUCGGCCCGGCUUGCAGAUGGGGACACUGGGGUGCCACAAGAGAGGACGCCUGCCCCGGGGUCACCCCGAGAGCAGUGGUGGGUCCAGCAUUUAAAGACUAUUAGCAGCCACCGUGAGAGCAUGUAUCUGGUGCCUACUGUAUACUGGCUACAUGGCAGACUUCCAGGGUGGACCCAAGUCCCGCGGACGCUACCUCCGGUCCGGGUGUGGACACUGAGGCCGGAGGUACCAGCCGGCGGGGCCCCGGGGCCUUGAGCCCGAGACCCAGCCUGAGGCCCGCCCACUGGCCUCCGUGACUCACCCGAGAGGAAUGGGCCAAGGAGGAGGCGGUGCCCCCACCCAGGCCCACUGACAGCCUCUGGGCAGGUCCCCCCACCGCCUCCCCGGAGUUAAUGUCCUAAGUGGCCUAUAAAUCCUGCUGGCUGUACGUCCACCUGCCCACUCGGCAAACACUCCUCCAUCGCCGUUUGCACACCUGCCUCCCCCCCCCUUCCCGGGGAGCUCCAGGGCGUGGGGACAGGCCCGCCCAGCCCUCAGGGUCAGCACCGGGCUGGCGCCGGAGGGGAGGCCUGGAGGCACAGCCAGGUCUGUGGCAGAAAUGACCCUGACCUCCAGGUCCUGGGCACCCGGAACGAGCAGCGUUUGCAGAAAACUUGCCAGCCUUUAUCACCUCCCUGCUGUAUGCUGGGUUCUGGCUGCAGGAGGGGGUGCUCGUCUGGGCCCUCCGGGAAGAGAGGGUCCUGGGCUGAGGGCUUCCAGUGGCAGAAGACGAGACUCAAGGACGCAGCCACCCCUGUGGCUUCCGGGAGGGCAUCUCCCUGGGGGCAGUGGCGUGGCCCGCGGGCUGGGAUUUACUACCCAGGCUUGCUUGUCUUUACCUGUUGCCUUUCUAAUUCUAGUCUCAGUAUUGGAUACAUACGGACGCCUGCUUAGUACACGUUAGUUAGCACAUGGUUCCCAUGGUCGAUUUUAUGUUGCCUGACCCCACCUCUCCAGCUCAGGGCGGGGCUGCGUUUUCCUCUUUAGAACGGCAGCUUUCACAAGCAAGGUGGCCCCAGCGCGGCAGGUUCUGAUAGAACUGGGAGAUGGGGAAAGGACAAGGGCUGCUUGAAGACCUGGGAACGGCCAGUUCCUUUCCUCAGCCGUAAAAAGUGAGCCCGGAGCACCUGCGCCCGAGUCCCCCUGGCCAUGGACCGAGUGACCAGAUACCCCAUCUUCGGCAUCCCUCACUCGCCCCGCGUGGGUGGCCUGGGCCUGGAGGAGGGCACCGGCCACGCGUUGGAGCUGGUGGACGUGGGGCCUGCGGCCAGUGGCUGGGACCAGAACAAGCCACGGGCCCUGCCCGCUGACCGAGAGGCCGGGCCGAACGCAGCCGGGCCGAAGGCGUCCCGGAGCGCAUGUGCCUUCCUGGACCGGCCAGCCCCGGGGAGGCUCGGCCGGGAGGGUGACGAGAAAGAGGAGGCGGAGGCCUGCCGUCGGCACCCAAGGGACGCCCAGCCCACGCGGCCACGGAGCCUGGAACGGGAGCACCAGGCACUCAGGAAGGGCAGCACGGCGGCCACGCUCCAGGGCAGGCCUGCCCGCGGGGACCCCGGGAGCCCCGGCCAGGCUCAGCCUGGGCCCCCGGAGGAGCACGUGGUCGACAGGGAGCAGAUCGACUUCCUGGCAGCCAGACGGCAGUUCUUGAGUCUGGAGCAGGCCGGUGCAGCGGCCGCCCAGAACCUUCCCGCUAGGGCGGCCCCUGCGUGCGCCCCGCCUGCCGUGGGUCGGGCCUCCGCGGCCUCGGGCGGGCUGCCCCCGGCCAGCGGGUGUGCCGUCCCCCCGAAGGCCCAGGGCACGGACGCGGUCUCGGGAGAGAAGGGGGGCGCCGGCGGCCUCCCCGCCGCCCCUGGUGCCCGGGCUGUGGGCGGCCGCGGCUCCCGGGCCCGAGUGGGGUCCCCGGAGCCCCCCGGGGAGACGCCCAUCGAGCGGGAGAUCCGGCGGGCCCAGGAGCGGGAGGCAGACCUGCGAGAGCAGAGAGGGCUACGGCAGGCGGCCAGCCGGCAGGAGAUGGUAGAGAUACCCGCCAGGCCACUGCUGGCCAAGGUCAGCCUGGCCUCGGCCCCGCGGCGGGACAGGGGGCGCCCGUCACUCUACGUGCAGCGGGAUUUGGUGCAGGAGACCCAGCGGGAGGCAGACCACCGGCGGGAGGGCCUGAAGCUGGGCGAGCCGUCCACGCCUGCCACGGCGGCCCUGGGUCCCCGGCCUGGACUCAGGAAAGCCCUCAGCUCAGAUUCCAUCCUCGGCCUGGCCCCGGAAGACGGGCCGGCCUGCCCUGCUCCCGCGGUGAGGAAGGAGGACCGCGGCAUCCCGGCCGACGCCCUGCACGCGUCCGGCAGGCCUGGGGGUCUCUCUGCGGCCGAGGCCAAGGCUGUGGGCUCUCCACAGGCCGCAGGCUCUCCGGGGCAUCUCUUGGAAUCCUCUGGAAAACCGGCAGGCGCCAAGCCGCAGGGCUCCACGCCCCGCGAGGGGCCCCCGCCGGCCAAGAGAGGUGUCAUCCGACAGGAGCAUUUCUGCCUGCGGCCCCUGCGGUUCAGGGUCCCCGACGGGCCCCUGCAGGCCGCGGCCCCCCGCGGCCCGGGCUGGGAGGGCGGGGGGAUCCUGGCGUCGACGCUGCAGAGGUCCCAGUCGUCCGAGCUGCUGGAGAAGGAGGUGGAGAGCGUCCUGCAGCGCGAGCGGGAGGUGGCCGAGGAGCGGAGGCAGGCCCUCUUUCCUGAGGUCUUCUCCCCGCCGCCCAAUGACGACGACGACGAGCCCGAAGGCUCCAGAAGCUCCUCCGCGGCUUCCGGCGUCACGGGCAGCUACUCCGUGUCUGAGUCCCACUUCUUCACCCCCGUCCACCCGUCAGGCGUGGCGGGUGCUCCCAAGCAGAAGAAAAGGAAGGAGCCGCGGUAUGCCAGCCUCAGCGCCUCCGACCACAUCAACUCCGAGGUCCUUGAGGCCACACGGGUCACCCGCCACACCAAUGCCAAGGCCAGGUGCUGGGAAGCCCGUAUCUACGCCAACGAGGGCAAGGCCUGAGCCGGGCGCCCCAGGUCUGCCCUGGGGGGCCUGCUGGCCCAUCCCGAGCCCCACUUCCCUUAGGAAACAGGUGCCUGUUUAAACUCCCCCCCCACCCCCUCCCACCCACCCCCCCCCAGAACCACAGAUCAGGGCCGACAACCCCGAGGCCGGAUGCAUUUUCAGCCCUGAUGGUUCUCUUUCCUGUUCUUAUCUUCCUGGA
This is a messenger RNA of Leopardus geoffroyi (Geoffroy's cat), 3562 nucleotides long. It is a transcript of the gene MISP, whose product is annotated as mitotic spindle positioning. The record is from RefSeq and is a predicted model, not a curated record. The transcript is spliced from 5 exons. Lineage: Eukaryota; Metazoa; Chordata; Mammalia; Carnivora; Felidae. Bases 1489 to 3360 code for a protein of 623 amino acids.